UGAUAUCUUAUUGACCGUGUACAUGGUUCAUUACGGUAAAACAUGGCCGCUUUAUCGGGCGCUCCGUGUAAGUGAGACUUGUUUCUGCCAGAUCCUUCCUUUUCACCAAAAUAUUCACAAUGAUAACGCCUGCGUUUGACCUGAGCCAGGAUCCAGAGUACCUUAUCCUCUCGGUCCGUGUCCCGUACACCAGAACGUCAGAGUUCGACCUCUACAUUGAUGGAGCGGAUGUGAAAUUUUAUGCCAAACCCUACUUUCUGAGGUUAACGCUUCCAGGAAGGGUAGUGGAAGAUGGAAGAGAAAAAGCCACAUUCGACAUUGAUAAAGGACUUUUCACUGUGCACAUCCCUAAAGAAACAUCUGGAGUGCACUUUGAAGGCCUCCAGAUGCUGACAAGUCUCCUCGCUCCCAGAGGGUCCCGCUCAGCAAAGCCUCUGUUAGAGGACAUCAGCCCAGAUUGUCAUGAAAGUGGGGCCAACGAUGAUGCGGAAGAUGAGGAGGAGUCUGACUGGCAGGUGGAGCAGGAAGUGUACGUGGAGAGAUCGGAGGAGGAGCUAAGUGCCCUGCAGAAAUAUGGCUUUGGCAAUAAGAGGUCCGGAGUGUUUGGCAGAUUACAGGAAGAACUCAGUGACGUGGUAGAUGUCAAAAAUCCAGACAGCACAACAACAACGGAGAGGAGACGAGCACGGCUGGAGGCAGAGGCAGAGGCCUUUUCCCCCGAUCAUUACCUAGCUGAUUUGUUUGAAGAUGAUGAGAUCAGGAGACUGCUGCAAUUCAGAUCUUGGUGGACAAAACUUGUUCCUUCACCUGAGCAGGAAGAAGAGCCUGUUAUCCAGUUCAGCAGCGAGGAGAAAGAGCAAUUGAGAAAAUUCAACAACCAGUCGUACCUCCUCGACAAGACUUUGCGGCACCAGGUGUGGCUCAGCCUCGUGGACAUUAUCCUGGCUUACUGCUAUGAAGUGCGCUCGACACAGGGAGAGCACAACGUGGAGUCGCCGUGGACAAUCAGAAAACUCAGUGGGACGCUGUGUUGGCUGGAGACAUACAGCUCCUUGCAGGAGGUCCUGGUGUCAUUCGGAAGAAGGGUUUUAUGCUAUCCGCUCUACCGACACUUCUCCAUGGUGUCCGCUGCCGUUUCUGACACAGCUGCGGUCUUCGGCUCAGGGAGAGCCUGCGUCCUCAAAUGCCUGCUUGAUAUUCACCAAGUCUUCAGACAGAAUGACCCGGCCUACAUACUCAACGAUCUGUACGUCACCGACUACUGUAUCUGGAUUCAGAAGAUCAAGUCAAAGAAGUUGUCAGCCUUGGCCGCUGCACUCCAAAAAGUCUCCCUCCAAAAAAGGGACUUGGAUUUGGAUAUUGAGGAACUAGAAGAGGCGGCCACAAUGGUUCUUGAGGAGGAAGACGAUGCUUCCGAGAGCGCUUCGGUGCAUCAUAGCAGCAACCGUUCCAGUGACAGCAGCGCUUCGGGAGAAGACGACGAGUCUGAAGCCGAAGGGCAAGCCGGCGCUGAAUCCCGUCGCGGAGAGGGAGGGGAGUCAUCUAAGGACAGCCCUCUCAAGCCGCCACACACCUCCGCCGUCUGUGCCGCCAUUCCACUGGAGCGAGCAGCUACGCGGCUGUCGGCGGAGAACAAGGUCCGCAUCCUCCCCCAAGCCCCGCAAGGCGCCGCGCCGCUCAUCCAGGAGCUCGGGGAGCUCAAAAUCUCGGAAGAAUUCCGCGGCGGUCCCGAAGCGGAAAGAGAGCCUUCGCAGAGGAGCGGAGCGCCAUCCGGAGGGAACGGCGGUCAGACUUUGUUUGAGUCGAGCCCUCGCACAAACCCCCUGCUCAUCAUUCCUAAAGGGGAAGAUCCUCACACGCCGGACUUGAUCUCGUGAAGCGCUCAGUGGAGACUCUUUUGAAAUGUAACUUCCCCAUGUAAGUCAUUUCAUGAAUUGGGAUCUCCUUUCAUUUGUGUUCAUUACGGUACUGAUUUAAUGUGUGCUUUCACACUCAUUACCAUUUCUUAAUUUGUGAGACUUUUCUUUGUUUCAUUGAAUUAAUGUUGAUAGCUUUUUUUUUUUUUUUUCCUUUCA
Messenger RNA from Hippocampus comes (tiger tail seahorse), 2075 nucleotides. RefSeq names its product protein SHQ1 homolog. NCBI's taxonomy places the organism in Eukaryota, Metazoa, Chordata, Actinopteri, Syngnathiformes, Syngnathidae. The transcript is spliced from 12 exons. Gene Ontology annotation, cellular component: cytoplasm; nucleoplasm. Gene Ontology annotation, biological process: box H/ACA snoRNP assembly. The record is from RefSeq and is a predicted model, not a curated record. The coding region runs from base 120 to 1877 and encodes 585 amino acids.